AAUUUUAAAUUUCACUAUCGAUAUUUUAAAAAGUGGGGAAAUUCAUGGUUCGAUUCUACUAAUAGAUAAUUCUGGACAAAAGAAAACUCUGUACAAUUGUCAGUUAGCCACGAGGUAAUUACUAAACUACGUUAGUCUUUACUGAAUAUCAUUACUUGAUUGAAGGUUAAUUUUUCUAGUUCUUUUUUGAAAAAAACGUGAAAAUUUUGCUUAGUUAAAAUAUUCAAUAUUUUGAAUUUUAUUUUAACAAGAAACAUCUAGAGAACGGCGAUAAUUUAUUCUCAAAUUUAAAGAAAAUAGGUUUUGGAAAUGAAAGCCAGUUGGUUGUGCCUUCUGUUAUUCAUUAGAUCAUCGUGGGCUGCUCAGUGUCCUGGAAGUUUGCAAUGUCUGGAGCAUGAAGUUUCUUCAGCAAAAUCACUUCAUGUUUACUAUGGUAUCAUUGACGAAGAUGAAUUUUAUAAAUCACUCAUCGAUGACAAAGAUGAUUCUGAGAUAACAACAAAAAUGACAAAAUAUUGGCCUAAAAAGUCUGAAUUUUUGAAAAAUAAAACAAUUUUGGGAGCUACUUUUAUACAGUGUCAAUUUACUGAGCCAACUACUGUAAGUGAUGCCGUCAAAAAAAUAUUUGACCAUUUAAAUAUCACCAAAUUAAAAAUUGAAUCAUCGUCAUUCGGCAAAGAAUUGUCAUCAGUAUUUAGCGAUGGAUAUAAUUUGCCAAUUAAAAAAGAGUAUCUGAAAGAUUUCACAAGUCUCCAGGAAAUUUCAUUGAUCGACAAUGACUUGCUAUACGUUGACGAUGAUUUUUUCGAGGGUUUUAUCAAUCUGAAGAAAGUUUCUUUGACAAACAGUGGAAUGGCGAAUAUUGCUCCUAAAAUAUUGGAACCUUUAUUAAACUUAGAGUACCUCGAUUUGUCUGACAAUUAUUUCUCAACUCUAAGUUCAACUUUACUCCGCAAGAACACUAAAUUAGAAUCAUUUUUAAUGACAAACAAUCGUCAGUUUAUUCCAUCGUUUCCUGGUGGAUUUUUUAAAAAUUUGACAAACUUGAAAGAAAUCUAUUUAGCUAAUAGUAAAAUCAUGCAACUGACUGGUGAUUUAUUCGAAAAAAUUACUGGGUUGAAAAAGUUAGAUCUAUCAAAAAAUCAUCUUUUUUAUAUUCCACCAAAGCUAUUUCAAGACUGCAAAAGUUUGGAAUUUUUAAAUCUCAGCUCAAAUUAUUUAUCCAGUGAUCGUUUUCUUUCCGACAAAGAGUUUAUAGAAUUAAAUAGCUUAGAGAAUUUGGAUCUGUCGCAUAACAAAAUCAGAUCACUUAACAGUAAUCUUUUGACUGGGUUGUUUUCACUUCAAUUAUUGGACAUGAGCCACAACGACAUGACAACCAUCGAUCCUCGAGCAUUUUACAGUUUGAAUAAACUCCAGAGGGUUGAUUUUUCUCAAAAUUUUUUGACGCUUCAAUCCGACAAAUUUAUGAAUGAAUUUGGUCCGAUUUCGCCAUUUCACUUCGUCCAAAAAUCAGUACAAUACAUAAAUCUGGCUCAUAAUAAUAUCACUGAAAUAUUUCGAGAUUGGACAUGGGCAACCAACCUCCGCGAGCUGGAUCUCAGUUAUAAUUAUAUAACUUCUUUAAAGGCGUCAGAUCUCGAUUUUUUGAGCGCCACAAAGCUGGAUUUAUCUUCAAAUAAAAUAGAAGAAAUUCAAUUUGGUGAAUUAGAAGUUAGGUUUGAUUGGCAUCCCUCCGUUCGUGUAAAAAUCGACGACAAUCCUCUGCUGUGUGACUGUAACACGUACAAUUUCCUGACGUUGUUAGCCAAUAAAGUUUAUUCGUCACACAUUCUUAAGCCGACUAUCACAGAAGAAUUAAAUUGUGAUAAGAAGAAUAAGACCGAAAAAAAUUCUAUUUGUACCCCCACAAACUAUUCUUUAGUUACAAUUGGAACUUGUCCACCCAGGUGUACUUGCAAAAUUAGACCAGAGGAUCAAUCAUUUUUAAUCGACUGUUCAUAUCGAGGACUCCUAGAAGUACCAAGCAAUAUUGAAUGGAUCUCCGGGGCUAAUCUAGAACUCGAUUUAACAGGCAAUUAUAUAUCAUCAAUCCAGCUAAAUCUAAUCGGAUUUGACCAAAUUACAGUACUGUCAUUGUCAGACAACAAAAUUGAUGAAAUUCCCACAAAUAUGCCAUUUAAUUCGCUAAAAGAAUUAUAUUUAGAUAAUAAUUUAAUAUCCAAAGUCAAUGACACAGUUUUGGAUAAACUACAAGCUUCAACAGUGCUAAAAAAUCUUACUUUACAUGACAAUCAAUGGAAAUUUGACUGUGAAUCAUUGAAUUUGUAUACUUUUAUAAAAAAGAUGCAAACCAAGAUUCCUGAAUUGGAAAAAGUAACAUUUGGUGAGGUACCUAUCUCUGAGAUUACUAAAAAUGAAUUAUGUCUGCUAUAUUUUACUUGGAUUUUUAUAGUUUUAAUUGCACUACUUAGUUUAGGAAUGAUCGUCGGUAUUCUUGCAUUACUUUACAAUCUUUAUAACUACGAGAUAAAAGUUUGGCUGUACGCUGGUGGAUGGUGUCUGUCAUUGGUAACUGAAGAAGAGAUGGACAAAGAUAAAAUCUACGAUGCUUUUAUAAGUUUUUCAUACAAAGAUGAAGAAUUUAUAGUCACUGAAUUGGUUCCCAAGCUUGAACAAGGACCUAAUCCACUGAAGAUUUGUAUUAAUUACCAUAAUUGGAUCGGAGGAGAGUGGGUUCCUCAGCAAAUCGCCGACUCUAUAAAUGUCUCCCAGCGAACAAUCAUUGUUCUUUCGCCUAAUUAUUUGGACAGUGUUUGGGGUAUAAUAGAGUUCAGCGAAGCGCAUAAUCAAGCACUCAACGAAGACCGUGCGAGAGUUAUAAUUAUUUUGUACGGUGAUAUCCAGCCAUCUGAUAUCACUGAUCCGGAGUUGAAGAAGUUUCUCAAAUUGAAUACUUGCAUCAGAUGGGGUGAUCCAUCGUUCUGGGACAAAUUAGACUAUGCUCUACCGCACUCUAAAAGUAUAAAGGCAAAACGAAAAAAUGGGUGCCGCAUUUAUCGUCCAGUUUUGCCGACUAUCAGCGAAGAAAAAAUAUCUAUUGGAAAUUCAUCCUCUGACAGUAUGGAAAAGUCUAUCACUGAAAAUUAUACUUACUAUAUAUAAUUGUAAUGAUAAAUUAAUAAUAACAAUUAUUAUCAUUAUCUUUGUCGCUACGAUCAAAAUUAUUUUGUACGAAUUGUUUUUUGACGAACUGUUGGGGAAUAACCA
Cotesia glomerata is the source of this 3270-nucleotide messenger RNA. RefSeq names its product protein toll-like. NCBI's taxonomy places the organism in Eukaryota, Metazoa, Arthropoda, Insecta, Hymenoptera, Braconidae. Gene Ontology annotation, molecular function: protein binding; transmembrane signaling receptor activity. The transcript is spliced from 4 exons. The record is from RefSeq and is a predicted model, not a curated record. Gene Ontology annotation, cellular component: membrane. The coding region runs from base 310 to 3165 and encodes 951 amino acids. Gene Ontology annotation, biological process: immune response; toll-like receptor signaling pathway.